AUGGCCGACGGGUUGCUCACCUUUCUUUCGGGCGUCUUCGGCUGGGUCUACUUCCUCGCCUGGAGCGCCUCCUUCUAUCCCCAGGCCUUGCUCAACUGGCGUCGACGCUCCACCAGCGGCACCACUGUCGACUUUCCCUUCAUCAACGUGCUCGGCUUCCUCGCCUACUUUGUCUCCAACCUGGCCUUCUACUACUCCCCUGAGAUCCGUGCCCAGUAUGCUGCCCGUCACCGAGGCCUCGAGCCCACCGUCCAGUUCAACGACAUCACGUUUGCUCUCCACGCUCUGAUCCUGUCCAUCGUCACCGUCUCCCAGUACCUGUUCUCCUCCCUGUGGAACUUUACCCCAAGCCCCGGGAAUCGACCCAGCCGCUUCAUCCUUGGGGUAGCCGCCGGCUGUAUCACAGGGGUCAUCCUGACGUGUGUCAUCGUUACCACCUCGGCUGGGAACGAUCCUCUCUACGAUUGGGUCGCCUUGGAUAUUGUAUAUGCCAUCGGUUAUGUCAAGCUUAUCGUGACCUUGAUCAAGUACACGCCCCAGAUUGUCGCCAACUACAACAACCAGAGCACCGAGGGAUGGAGCAUCUCGCAGAUCCUGCUCGAUCUAACGGGUGGCGUCCUGAGUGUCAGCCAGCAGGCCAUUGACAGUUACCAGCAGCGUGACUGGAGCGGCAUCACUGGCAACCCGGUCAAGUUUGCGCUCGGCAACAUCAGCAUGAUCUACGACAGCAUCUUCAUCACUCAGCACUACGUGUUAUAUCGCAACAAGCCUCAUCAUGCGCAUGCGGAAGGCGAGAGGUUACUGGAUGAGGAGCGGAGGGUGUAGUAAGCUUCUCUACUGAUUCGAUCAUUUACCUGUGAUAGAAGAUGCCAUUACACGGGCCUAAUGUCAGACAUGCCCAACCAUUAUUUAACCUGUCAUUUGAGCGUUUGGAUACCUUCCCAAUAAGAUUUACAUACAUGGGUGUAUCAGUUACAACGACAACCUGGAAAGCGGCGGCGCACAGGCGGUAUCUAGAUUUGGGCGGUAUAACAGUCAAGUUUUAGCAAAUGAAUUAAUCGUAUUCAAUGCC
Messenger RNA from Fusarium vanettenii 77-13-4, 1072 nucleotides. RefSeq lists its product as uncharacterized. The transcript has 2 exons. The record is from RefSeq and is a predicted model, not a curated record. Gene Ontology annotation, molecular function: L-cystine transmembrane transporter activity. Bases 1 to 825 code for a protein of 274 amino acids. Lineage: Eukaryota; Fungi; Ascomycota; Sordariomycetes; Hypocreales; Nectriaceae. Gene Ontology annotation, biological process: L-cystine transport. Gene Ontology annotation, cellular component: vacuolar membrane; fungal-type vacuole.